Molecule: messenger RNA, 4046 nt
Organism: Archocentrus centrarchus (flier cichlid)
Lineage: Eukaryota; Metazoa; Chordata; Actinopteri; Cichliformes; Cichlidae
Gene: fig4a
Product: FIG4 phosphoinositide 5-phosphatase a
Exons: 24
Coding region: 451-3183 (910 amino acids)
Biological process (GO): phosphatidylinositol dephosphorylation
Cellular component (GO): intracellular membrane-bounded organelle
Molecular function (GO): phosphatidylinositol-3,5-bisphosphate 5-phosphatase activity
Source: RefSeq, a predicted model, not a curated record
UCGUUAGAUUUGAGGAUUGACAUUGUGUUUGUUUGUUUGUUUUAAUAAAUUCAGGAGCAGUUAUAAACGGUGAAGCCAUUGUCGCGUCCAAAACAUAACUGCAAAGAGGAAAAGUGAUCAAUUUAAUAAUCGCAUUUUCAGUCCUUCGAGCUUUUUGACUCUGCGAGGCACCGUAUGAGCCUAGCCAAGUCGUUCAUGACAGUCACCUGACUAAAACAAAUUCAACCAAAAUGCUAACGGAGUACGCCGGGCACAAUGAGUACAGAUGCAGUUUUUAAUAGUUGUUAAAUGAAAUGUUUAAAAUACUCGUUUGACAGCUAGAGGAGAUGCAUAUUAUCAUCAGUGGAGACCAUCUGUGGGUAAUGAUUCUAGCUAGGUAGAUUACUGUUCUCCUGUGGCCUCUUCCAGACUGUGACUGUUGAAGAACACAGGAAUUAAAAAAAAACAACAAUGCCUCAAUCAGCGGCUAUCAUCAGUGGGAUCCAGCGAAUGGUUCUGUACGAGACCAGAGCAAGGUAUUUUUUGGUAGGGAGCAACGAUGCACAAACCAAAUAUCGAGUCCUAAAGAUUGACCGCACAGAACCCAGGGACCUCGUCAUAAUUGACGAUAAGCAUGUGUAUAAUCAGCAAGAGGUGAAGGAGUUGCUGGGCCGCCUGGACCUGGGCAACCGCACUAAGAUUGGUCAGAAGGGUUCCUCAGGCCUGUCCAGGGCUGUCACAGCUUUUGGCAUCGUGGGGUUUGUACGAUUCCUUGAGGGGUACUACAUCGUGUUGAUCACGAAGCCCAGAAAGAUGGCUGAUAUUGGUGGCCACUCCAUCUACAAAAUUGAAGACACCACCAUGAUCUACAUCCCCAAUGACUCGGUCAGGGUAACACACCCUGAUGAAGCAAGGUAUGUGAGGAUCUUUCAGAAUGUGGACCUUUCAAGCAACUUCUACUUCAGUUACAGCUAUGACCUGAGCCACUCGCUGCAGUACAACCUGACUUUGCUGCAGAGACCUUAUGAGCAAUGGUCUUCAGCAGAUUCCUCCACUGAGGAAGAGGUACACACACAGAGCAAGCAGGACAGCUUUGACAUCUUUGAAGAUGAGGGUUUGCCUACACAAGUGGUUUAUGGUCUUCACAACGAGCCGUAUUACAAAUAUGUGUGGAACGGGAAGCUCCUGGAGCAAGUCAAAAAUAUAGUACAUCGUGACUGGCUCAUGUAUAUAAUCCAUGGCUUUUGUGGUCAGUCCAAACUUCUGAUCUACGGCCGACCGGUUCACAUCACCCUGAUUGCCAGGCGCUCCAGCAAAUUUGCUGGGACCCGUUUCCUCAAAAGGGGAGCCAACUGCGAGGGGGAUGUGGCUAAUGAGGUAGAGACCGAACAGAUCGUCCAUGAUGCCUCAGUUACGUCUUUCACAGCAGGAAGUUACUCCUCAUAUGUCCAAGUACGAGGCUCCGUCCCGCUCUACUGGUCCCAGGACAUUUCCACCAUGAUGCCAAAACCCCCAAUACGAUUGGACCAAGCUGACCCAUACGCCCAUAUAGCAGGCCUCCAUUUUGACCAGAUGCUGCAGCGGUUUGGUUCACCCAUCAUCAUCCUCAACCUUGUCAAGAAACGUGAAAAAAGGAAACAUGAGAAGAUUCUGAGUGAAGAGCUGUACCGUGCUGUGGGAAAUUUGAAUCAGUUCCUCCCUCCCGACCACUACAUAGACUAUAUCGCUUGGGACAUGGCCCGCUACACCAAGAGCAAGUUGUUCAAUGUUCUGGACCGUCUGAGUAUGAUAGCAGAGAAUGUGGUCAAGCGAACAGGUUUCUUCAUGAAUCGCUCUGACUUCUACUGUCACACCCUCAGACCAGAUGACAGGUGGGGAGAUGUAGGUGGACACAUAACAUCCACUGGGCGACUGCAGAUUGGUGUGUUGCGGACCAACUGUGUGGAUUGUCUUGACCGGACCAAUACCGCCCAGUUCAUGGUGGGCAAAUGCGCUCUGGCCUAUCAGCUUUAUGCGCUGGGAAUGAUUGACAAGCCCAAGCUCCAGUUUGAUACUGACUGUGUGAGGUUGUUUGAGGAGCUGUACGAGGACCAUGGAGACACAUUAUCCCUGCAGUAUGGUGGCUCUCAGCUGGUUCACAGGGUCAAGACUUAUCGCAAGAUCGCACCCUGGACACAGCACUCAAAGGAUAUCAUGCAAACACUGUCACGUUACUACAGCAAUGCUUUCUCAGAUGCUGACAGACAAGAUUCAAUCAACUUGUUCCUCCAAGUUUACCAGCCAUCAGAGUCAAAGCCACACCUGUGGGAGCUUCCCACAGACUUCUAUCUGCAUCAGACGAGCACCAUGGCCAUUCCCCAAGACAGACGGAGCUACACACUCUGGUGGUCAGAGGGAAUCCUGUCCUAUCUUCCUGUCCCUUAUGAUGAAGUGCCCUGUGAGGACAAUAUGAAGAAGGUUAGAGUGAAGAGAGUAAACGGCUUUGACGAGAGUAUUGACAUUUACACAGAAUUCUUCAAACCGUAUGAACUCACCUCUUUCGAUGAGAUGUUCUGCAUCGCCAUGACCAAGUCUGCAAGGGAAUUUAUGCCUAAGACUGUGGGAGUGGAUCCGAGCCCAUUCACAGUCCGGAAGCCAGAGGAAACUGGGAAAUCAGUGCUGGGCAGCAAGAGCAGUAAAGAGGAGACGGUACUCCAACGGAAGACUGCAGCCAGCGCACCUCCUCCUCCGAGCGAGGAGGCCAUCUCUAGCACAUCGGAGGAUGACUCCGAGGAAGACCGUGAUGAUGAGGGGUCUGUGUCUCAACGAUCCACCCCGAUCAAACUGCUAACGGAGUCUGGAGAGAGUGUUCGCACACAGGAGGAGGUCCAUCAGCAGCACAUGUCAAAAGAGCCUUAUGGACUCAAUCUGGCUGAGUUUCCUUCUGAGGACGACCUAUUCAUUUACCAAAGGUUUGCUCACUUGGGCGAGAGCCAGCACAGAGUGGAGAGAAGUGAACACAUAAACCCGGCAAACAUCAUCUGUCUAGAGCCAGUGUCCCGCUUCCCAGAGGACAGCAUCUACGCAGUUUCUCCUCCACAGGUGGACAGAGAUAGCCGGGAUGUGUUUGAGAGCCAUGUGAUGACCGGUCAGGGCCAGGUGAGGGCAUUAUGCAGAGAGGACAUGUUGAUGUACAGGGAGUACAUUAAAAACAGAUACAUGUAAGACACAGAUAGCACAGACUGGCUCACUGUUACCAGUAUGAAUGGCAAGUAUGAUAAGCUGCUAAAGAUGUUUCAUCUUCAAGAAUCAUGUUUUUUGUUGCUCUAAACAAGUGUAAAAGAAAUUUUCCUUGUAUUAGAAAAUUAUGUGUAUUUUUUUUUCUAUGGUAGAGGCUGCCAAUAACAAAGAUAACAGCACAUGAAAAACUUGUAUGCCGUAUAUUUGGACAAAAUUAUGUCUGAAGAGAGUUUCAUAUGAAAAUCUUCUUCUUUUUUUUAAUAGCAUACCCUUUAUUUUUUUGUUGUUGUUGUAAAACAGUCAAUUAAAAAUGAAGUAUUUUGAGUCUUAUAUUUGUUAUUCCAACCUGUGUACACACCUUAAAUAUACCUUGUUUUACUCUGGAUGGACUUUCUCAAAAUUUGGGCUUUAGACAAUUUAAACACAAAAUCUUCAUCACAUACUGGAGUUUGGGGGUUUAAAAGAUUCAGGCAUUUACAGUAUAAGCCCGGGAACGAUUCUAAGUUUGUUGUCAUACUAUAUAAUGUCAGGACCUCUACUCCUUGAUAUUUGUUUUUAUUAGUUAUCUUAAGGAAUUUCUCCUCCUCAGAUGUGCUUUGUUUCUUUUGUUAAACAAUUUUUAUCACUUGAGCUUUAAAAUGUUUAAAAUUAUUUAAGUUUUUUUUUCUCAUGUAUUGAAGAGCUCACUGGUUAAUUUAAAUUAAAAUGUUGCUAACUGUAUAAAAUUACAACGUAUAGCUUGAUAUUUGUUUUGUUUUUUGUUUUUUUUUCAGCUCUCACCACCAGUUUACAAAUUUGCACACUAAUUUAUUUUGCAUAAAUGCUUAGAUCAGGUAAUUACUGUGUAC